CUGGGGCUGCUCACUGCAGCCGGCUGCGAGCCCCCAGGCAGGCGGGGAUCAGCGGCCACCCGAAGGGGGCGGGCGGAGGCGGAGCUCGGCGUUGUAACGUGCAAUUCCGACCGCCUGCGCCCCAAAUCAGGUGGGGCCCGGCGUCGGGACCCCGGUACCCCAGAGCCAUCUGGCUGCCUUCGAGCCGAGUCAGCGUCACUGCCGAAUCUAAGUGAGGAGGCAGAGGGAAGGGCCAAGGAAGGCUCUGGGGCGCUGGAGGGAGCUUCGCGGACGAGAGCUGGGACCCCGCUCGCCAUGGGGGAGGUGGAGAUCUCGGCUCGGGCCUACGUGAAGAUGUGUCUGCACGCCGCCCGGUACCCGCACGCCGCCGUCAACGGGCUCUUGCUGGCGCCCGCACCGCGGUCGGGAGAAUGCCUGUGUCUCACCGACUGUGUGCCCCUGUUCCACAGCCACCUAGCCCUGUCCGUCAUGCUGGAGGUCGCCCUCAACCAGGUGGAUGUGUGGGGCGCGCAGGCCGGUCUGGUAGUGGCUGGGUACUACCAUGCCAAUGCAGCUCUGGACGAUCAGAGCCCUGGGCCCUUGGCCUUGAAAAUCGCUGGGCGGAUUGCAGAAUUCUUCCCUGAUGCAGUACUUAUUAUGUUGGAUAAUCAGAAACUGGUGUCUCAGCCUCAUGUGCCCCCAGUCAUCGUCCUGGAAAACCACGGUCUCCGCUGGGUCCCCAAGGACAAGAACUUAGUGAUGUGGAGGGACUGGGAAGAGUCACGGCAGAUGGUGGGAGCACUAUUGGAGGGCCGGGCCCACCAGCACCUUGUGGACUUUGACUGCCACCUUGAUGACAUCCGGCAGGACUGGACCAACCAACAGCUUAACACCCAAAUCACCCAAUGGGUUGGUCCCACCAAUGGAAAUACCUGAACCAGGGCUGGGAGGUGGAAGGGAGAGGGUCAGGAUCCAAUAAAGACACUUGGGCUGAAGGGCAA
Messenger RNA from Hyaena hyaena (striped hyena), 980 nucleotides. It is a transcript of the gene EMC9, whose product is annotated as ER membrane protein complex subunit 9. Gene Ontology annotation, cellular component: EMC complex. The coding region runs from base 295 to 915 and encodes 206 amino acids. NCBI's taxonomy places the organism in Eukaryota, Metazoa, Chordata, Mammalia, Carnivora, Hyaenidae. The record is from RefSeq and is a predicted model, not a curated record. The transcript has 5 exons.